Pyrus x bretschneideri (Chinese white pear) is the source of this 1103-nucleotide messenger RNA. Its product is annotated as peptidyl-prolyl cis-trans isomerase FKBP16-4, chloroplastic. The transcript has 10 exons. Lineage: Eukaryota; Viridiplantae; Streptophyta; Magnoliopsida; Rosales; Rosaceae. The record is from RefSeq and is a predicted model, not a curated record. Gene Ontology annotation, molecular function: peptidyl-prolyl cis-trans isomerase activity. The coding region runs from base 149 to 856 and encodes 235 amino acids.
GACCAUAAGUUGUGGAUGAAAUAGGGUGAGUGAGAUCCUCUCUCUCCUCUAUCAAAACCGACACUCUCUCUCCCUCUCUCUCGAAAAACCAAACCGCUGAAGCCUGAAACCAACUGAUUCUCCAACGGCCACUCUAACCAUUUGCAGCAUGGAGCUUUUCCUUCUUCCUUGUCACCAUCACAACCCAACUCUGCUCCACAGGCCUCUCUUCCCACAACCCAUCACAAGCAACAGCAAGAGAUUCCUCAAGAGGAAGUCACAUGUGUUGCCAUGUCAAUGCUCACUGCCUUCCUCAGAUGAUUCUGCAAAACCAACCAACCAAAUUACACCAUUUGAGGGCAGGAGGGCUUUGAUUGGCACUCUCUUAGCCUCAGCUGCUGGCAUUUAUGUGUGUGAUGGGGCUGAAGCUGUUAGCACAAGUAGGAGAGCUCUAAGAGGAGCGAAAAUACCCGAGAGUGAAUUUACAACCCUUCCCAAUGGCCUGAAGUAUUAUGACUUGAAGGUCGGGGGUGGAGUUGAGGCGGUGACAGGAUCCCGGGUUGCAGUUCAUUAUGUUGCGAAGUGGAAGGGUAUCACUUUUAUGACAAGUAGACAAGGACUUGGUGUUGGUGGAGGAACGCCAUACGGAUUUGACGUAGGCCAAUCUGAGAGGGGAUCAGUCCUUAAAGGAUUAGAUCUUGGUGUAAAAGGCAUGCGGGUAGGAGGCCAGCGAUUGCUAAUAGUUCCUCCCGAGCUAGCGUAUGGAAGCAAAGGAGUACAGGAAAUUCCUCCAAAUGCAACCAUAGAGUUGGACGUUGAACUACUCGCCAUUAAACAAACCCCAUUUGGGUCUCCUGUAAAAAUUGUCGAAGGUUAAUGAAACUAAGCUCUUCCUACUGAUUGUCAUGCCUCUUGUGUAAUUUAAAUGAGGAAACAUUAUCUUGCUAUUCUCUUCAUUGUAAACCGUAAAGGUGUCCUUUUGUUCGACACUAAAACAAGGGUAACUGCAUAAAUGAUACAAAUAUCAUUAGCGUUGUAAGUUUCAUUCAGAACCUCAAAAUAUUUCUCGGAAAUUCUCUUUUUUGGAAGUACUAUCCUUGAAUGAUCAGAUCAUCGUUUGCUUA